AUCACUGGAAAUUGAAUAGCGAUUAUUAAAAGGAUCGGCAGACGAUAAAUUAUGACCGAUCGAAAGGUGACCGAGAUGAUCCUUAACAAAUUUGAAAUGCAAUAUAUAUAUAUAACGUAAGGACGAUAGAGAAGGAAACUCUUGACGACAAAAUGUUCUUGCAAACAUUCUAACCAUAGUUGAUAAAAGGAAGAAAAGAUGUGAUAUCGUUGAAAUACGGAGAACUUUUGAAUGUACGUAUGUAACUAGGUAUGCAGGAGCUGUAAUAGGAGUGCAUCAUUUUUAACGGAUAAUAAGUUAGUAACGAUUUUGCUUGUUAAAUCAGUGGAAAAUUUGCACCGUUAUUUUCGUUAUUGGCUAUAGUCGUCGAUAGUGGUCCUUUAUCGUAGCCGUUCCAACGAAGAGGUUCGGACGGUUGCACCACAACGACGAGCUGUGUUGCAAUGUUGAUUGGUGACUGAUUGCUACCAUUACUGUCGGGAUACAGCUGUUUCCACAUGUGGGGCCCGUUGCGGUCCGUAUAACCGAACGUGAACGGAGGAAAAUUGCAUUCGUUUUCUACCCAGGGAAAUAAUUGGGUCCAAUCCAGAACUUCGGUCAAUAGCAAAACUAGUAACGAACGGUUCCACGUAUAAAUGCGAUACGAUAAAUUAUAAGGUAGGGAAAAACGGACGAAUCGUCUUACAAACGAGGAGGACGCUGCUACAUAUGAUCAUAAAUUCCGAUGCUGAUAUAUUUAUCAUUUUCAAUGACCGUUCAACAAAAUUUUAUCGGGUGAUACGCAUCGAGCUCUGCGUAAAAUUUCCGAUCGCACAGGUUUCCUUACGUAGACGUAUACACGCAUACAAGAAUUUCACUUGUGAAUUUUAAAGAAAACAUCCGAUAAAAUAAUCAGCUGGCUAUCCGGGCAAAAUGAAGGAUCAACGGAUAUCGAGCACGACGGUCUAUUUGAAUAUAACUUCAUAGAAAAAUCGCGGUUUAAUUGUUCCGACCUCGAUACCGCGAUCGAUGUUACGUUAUUUCUUUUUGACAGUUGGCAAAGUUAAAUUGCAGUAGUAAAAAUAUGUGUACGAAAUGUGUUCUAUAAGAUAAUACGUAAUAUAUAAUAACGUGCGAUCGGGACUCGUUAUCUAAAAUAAUGAGAACAAUCGUUGUAUGAAAUAAAAUGCAGUGUGCAGGUAAGAAUAUCCUUGCGAAUUCGUAACCUUCAAAAUUUUUGACCCGUACUAUCGUCGUUAUGGUCGAAGGUGAUGGUCGUCGAAAAUGGGGUCAAUCCCCGGUCGAUAUCGACGAGAACAACGCAAUCGGGAUAAAGUUCCCUGCGCUUAUCAUGAGUGGUCACUGGAGUCAACAUGGCGAAGCUAAAAUGCGAAAUAUCGGCAGCACAGUUCAAAUAACGCUGGAAGGUAAUAGGAGUGCGGCAACGAUUCGCGGUGGUCCGCUUGCAAACGACGUGUACGAGCUGUCGGAAGUGGUAUUUCGAUGGGGUUCGUCGAAUUGUAAAGGUGCGGAACACACGUUGAAUGGCACUUGGUUCACGAUGGAGGCGCAAGCGAUACACUUUAAUAAAAGAUACGAGACGAUCGACAAUUGUUGGGACAAACACGACGGACUCGCGAUUUGCGCUUAUUUUCUACAGGCCUAUCAAGUUCCAACUUGGGACGAACAUCCGUUGUUUUCCAAGAUCACGGACGACUUGCAUAAAGUUACACAGCCUGAUUCGUGCACAAAGUUAUCACCAAGUAUGCCACCUUCGUUUCUUUUACGAGUAAUUAAAAUAGCGUUUCGAAUGCAUCGAACGGGAUAUUUAAGACGAAUCGAUCGCUUACAUAUAUCGUAUAAAGGAUUCUUCCGUUUUGUCGUAGAUUGCUUGUGCUGGAUGAGACAGGCUUGUCAAACAGCCGGUUAUUACACGUACUUGGGCUCGAUCACGACCUUUCCGUUUCACGAAUGCGUUACUUGGAUCGUUUUCCCAGAGCCAGUGAGGAUUUCGGAAAAUCAGACGGAAUUGUUUCGUAUGAUACGCGACAAACAGGGCAUGUGUAUCAAGGAAAAUUGUCGAGAAGUACAAAAAUUAAGCGGUCGUGUGGUUUAUUAUGUCAAUUAA
This is a messenger RNA of Bombus terrestris (buff-tailed bumblebee), 2107 nucleotides long. RefSeq names its product carbonic anhydrase 7-like. Gene Ontology annotation, molecular function: carbonate dehydratase activity; zinc ion binding. The coding region runs from base 1238 to 2107 and encodes 289 amino acids. The transcript is spliced from 2 exons. NCBI's taxonomy places the organism in Eukaryota, Metazoa, Arthropoda, Insecta, Hymenoptera, Apidae. Gene Ontology annotation, cellular component: cytoplasm. The record is from RefSeq and is a predicted model, not a curated record.